Dryobates pubescens (Downy woodpecker) is the source of this 4268-nucleotide messenger RNA. It is a transcript of the gene ST6GALNAC3, whose product is annotated as ST6 N-acetylgalactosaminide alpha-2,6-sialyltransferase 3. Gene Ontology annotation, molecular function: alpha-N-acetylgalactosaminide alpha-2,6-sialyltransferase activity. The transcript has 5 exons. The record is from RefSeq and is a predicted model, not a curated record. NCBI's taxonomy places the organism in Eukaryota, Metazoa, Chordata, Aves, Piciformes, Picidae. Gene Ontology annotation, biological process: ganglioside biosynthetic process; oligosaccharide metabolic process. The coding region runs from base 204 to 1121 and encodes 305 amino acids.
GCAGGAGCUGAUGGGUGGAACAAACGGGGCAUAAAAAGACUAAUAUGACUAACGGAUCCUGGAUGCGUGGUACCCUUAUUUGGAUAUACAGGAAUGUAGGCUCUAGCAGUUCUGCAGCUCUACCAGCCUUUUGCCUGACACUGGAACUGCUGCUCACAAAGUAGAAUCCUGCUGCUCUGUGGUAGGAAGGAUAGAGAAAGAACAUGGCCUGCAUUUUGAAGAGAAAGUCCAUUGUUGCAGUGAGUUUCAUUGCAGCAUUCCUCUGUCUGAUCAUCAUUCGUCUCACAAACGAAGUAACUUUCCCUUUGAUCCUAAACUGCUUUGAGCAAGCCAAUGUCAAAUGGAUACCAUUUUCUAAUGGUCACAGGCAGCCUCUGAGAACUCAUUAUGGAUAUAUAAAUGUGAAAACACAAGAGCCUCUGCAACUUGACUGUGACCUCUGUGCCAUUGUUUCAAAUUCAGGACAGAUGGCUGGCCAGAAGGUGGGAGCUGAGAUAGACAAGUCCUCCUGCAUAUGGAGAAUGAACAAUGCUCCCACAAAGGGCUAUGAGGAGGAUGUCGGGAAGAGGACAACCGUAAGAGUGGUCUCUCACACAAGUGUGCCUCUCCUACUCAAGAAUCCCGAGUACUUUUUCAAAGAAACCAACAACACUGUUUACGUGAUCUGGGGACCCUUUCGAAACAUGAGGAAGGAUGGAAAUGGCAUUGUCUACAACAUGCUGAAGAAAACUGUUGACAGCUACCCAACUGCCAAAAUCUACGUGACAACAGAAAAGCGCAUGAGUUACUGUGAUGCAAUAUUUAAGAAGGAGACAGGAAAAGACCGAGUCCAGUCAGGUUCAUAUCUCAGUACGGGUUGGUUUACCUUAAUUUUGGCUAUGGAUGCCUGCUAUGGAGUUCACGUCUAUGGGAUGAUAAAUGACACCUACUGCAAGUCAGAAGGCUUUCGUAAAGUUCCCUACCACUAUUACGAGCCAGGAAGAGAUGAGUGUGAGGAAUACUUUCUGCAUGAAAAUGCUCCAUAUGGAGGCCAUAGGUUUAUCACAGAAAAGAAAGUGUUUGCUAAAUGGGCCAAGAAGCACACAAUAAUAUUUACACACCCCAACUGGACAGUGUCUUGAUACGGGGUUUCUUAACUCUCCUUUAACAGCGUAUUGCAAAAAUGUCUCCGUUUACAUCUGGCUGGCCUUUCUCAGCCCAGGUAACACAAAACUAAAAUCUAGAAGACAAAGAGGAUGAUAGUUUGGGUGUUGGCAAAAUUAAUCAUCUGUGGAAGGCAGGCACAUUGUUAUUUCUUAGGGUUUUACUCCACACAGUGCACUUUAUACUUCAACUGGAUUUUACUUCAAGGCAGUAGCAGUUAAAGAGAGAUGAGGUUUCCUGUAUAUACAGGUGCACACAGAGAACAUGGUGGUUCCUUAAAACUUGUCCAUCACCUUAAUUAUUAAAAUUUUAAUUUGUAGCUCAUUUGCAGUACUAGUUCUCUUUGUGCUAUUAGUAGAUAUUGUCUACAAAAGAACUAUAAGGAAAAAUAAAGACCUCCAAAGCCUUAGAAUAAGUAAAUAAAAAACCCCACCUGAAUACAUUGGACAGAUGUGAGCACUUGCCUAUACAGUAAAAUUAGAGAUGAGCUAUACAUGGUUCUUGAACUGUACAUAACUCUUGCAUGGGAAGACAUUAUUUACUGAAGGCUCAAAAUUAAUUCAUAACUUCUGAAAUGCAGCCUCCCUCCAGCCGGGUCCAGUUUCACCAUCUUGGAUGAUGUGUUUUCUACUUUUUGAGGCCAUUGUCCCACAGUUUAACUUCAGUAGCGCAGCACAUAGCAAAGACUGUGUUUUGCAGCCCAUUUGGCUGCAGUACCAUGCUUGCUGUCAGUACCCAAACUGGUUAGUGUGAAGUUGUCUCAUGAGCAUAUCUGUUUACUCCACUUGUGCCUUUGAGUUGCUUCAACAUCCAAAACCUAGUGUUUUGAGAGUAUUUCUCAUGCAGCCAUCGUACUUUGUUUUAAAUCUCCAGUUUCUCCAUCUUUAAAAAGGGAUAGUAUCUAUCUUCCUCGCAAAGGAAUUGUGAGGAUUAAGUCCACAAAGCACUUUCCUGAUGAGGAAUGCUACAGAGCAUUUACUCUUAACACAGAGACAAUGGUACCUGUCAUUUGCUCUUGUCUGUUGGGUAUUUGAAGAAAGUGACAGCAUGUCUGGAUCUGAUGGUGAAUUGCUCUGUGCAUCCGCUCUCCUACUGAGAAUAAUUUGUAAUACUGAGUUCUCUCAGCUUGCAUUGCUUCAGGUGGAGUUGAAAGGACUCACUGCCUCGCAGUAUUAUCUGCACAUCAAGAGGCAGUUCAAGAAUUUUAAAGUAUAUUCAGCUCUAGUUGAAAUACAUAUUUCCAAGCUUACUCUCAUGGAAAGUUUUCCAAGCUUGCUCUCAUGGAAAGUUUUCAGCUGCAGCAGACUUAUUUGUAAGGUGACCAUAAUUCAACUACACAUGUGAGUCUUAUUUAAACUGUAUUUAAAUUAAUGCUUUACACUUAGAAUGUGUCCUAUGAAUAUUUUAACAUCUGGAAUGUCAGAUUCAACACUGUAAUAGUCAAUACUGUGAACACUUGAAAGAAUUACAUGUGGAACAUGACACACAGGGUUUACUCACACUACUUAAGCAUUAACAGGAAACUUUGUAUGCUUUUGUAAAUCAUCAAAAGGGGAAAGCAAAAAGCUAUUUUUACAUGUAAGUAUUUGUAUACUGACUAUUUCCUAUUGUAUAUUUGUAUAUAUAAAUCUAUAUUUUGUAUGUUCAUGGCAUAUAUAUUCUCUCAUCAGCAGCUGCAACUCUUAGGAUGGGGAGGAAAUUUCUUCACCAGUGUUCCUCCUCCUGGUCAUUGGGGUUUUUUUUUUGUUCCUGUUGGUAGGUGAUGCCAGGGUGUCAUCUCUCUUGCUCCUUCUGUUUUCUACUGCAAAUGCAGCUUUCUGGUUUUAUUUUUAUUAUAGCUCAGCUUUCACUGCUUAUUCUAGUGGUGUCAGUGUUCAUGCUGGUUGUCAGACCAAGACUGGGCCAUCCUUGUGAUGCUGGGUAAAAAUCUAUAGUCAACUACAGGUUCUGUCCCAGACUUCUUGCAUGACUGGAUGUCUCACCUUGUUUGGAAAAGAACAAUAAUAUUUUCCUACUCCCUGUCUUGACCAAUUUCUUGUAAGGUCUCAAGACUGGUAUUCUCAUUUGCAGUGUGUUUGUAUAAUGCCUUCCAGAUGGUGCUGCCCAAAGUAUCUGAAGUCCUCAGGCAAUGCUAUAAUAUACAAAUAAUUUUAAGUGUCUGCUUUCUGUCCCUGGAAUUUAAAAUUGAUUGUAGGCUUAAUAUAGCAUGGGAUGAAAUCAAGACAGGGAAGGGUCACAGAUGAAGAGUUGUAGUAGCAAAAGACAAUGAGCUAGAUUUAUUGUCAUAUGCAUAUGCACCUUUUCAGUCCAGAUGGAUGGCUUGAUAGACAGAGAGCUAAUAAAUUUGUAUUAUAGGAUGUAAAGAAUGCAGGACCAGGGAAAACAUUCUGCACAUAUUGUACAGGGCAUCUUGGACAAAACUGUAGCUCCCAUGUGGCAAGGGGAGCUGAAAAAGAGACUAUCAGUCAGGUUGAACUUGUAUUUAGAAUGUCUUUGGGUUAACAGAAAGUGCAAGUGUGGCUGGGCUGGACAGACUUACAUGAAAAGUGCUCUCAUGAAGCAUGGUGUUUCUCAUGAAUGAACAGAGCAUAAGGAUUCUGCCCAGAUUGUGUUCAUAUACAAGGUAGUUUUUAAGCCUGAGAAAGUUUUUAGGAUAAUUAAGACUUUCCAAAUCACCACAACUCUGCUGUAAAAUAAAAUACAUGCUUCAUGCUGAAGCUCCUUGUAAAGGGCUUGUACGCUGUAUGAAACAAGAUCUCAUGCAAAGGCUAGCUACAAAAAAAAUACAGCUCUAAGAACAGCUAAAUAUAAAGCAAAAUUGAGAUCAUCAUUAGAGUGUAGAUGUCACAGAACAAAGAAAAAGUGUUGCUCUCUGCUUGAAUUUGCAGUGAGAGCAGAUCCACUUUUAGAAAUGCUGCAGUGGGCUUCAUUCAUGCUAGAGUAAGUGAACAUCAGUUCCAUUAUUUAGAUGAUGCUGUCUUUAACAUAAAACAAACACGUAUUUGCAUGAUUUUUAUUACAUGAAUAAGGAACUGUGACCAUUGUGUUAAAGAUUAUUCAACAAUAAAUGAAUUUGUUGAAAUCUAUUUAAACUCAGCACUACAAAACUGAAGAUGAAGUCCUAC